CUACAUUUCCCACAAGGCACCGCGGGUCCCUUGAAACUGCAUCUCCAACGGCAGGGGGCAGCGGGCUUGAGAGGAUGUUCCCAACAUGGCGGCAUCCAUUUCAGGCUAUACUUUUAGUUCGGUGUGUUACCACAGCGCCAACAGCAACUCUGACCAUGAGGGCUUCCUAUUAGGAGAAGUGAGGCAGGAGGAGACUAUCAGCAUCAGUGACACACAGAUUAGCAAUGCAGAACUGCUCCAGGUAGUAGAAAUCCAUAAACAUGAUCCGUGUGCACGGUUGUUUAGCUUUUAUGACUACGCUGGCAAAGUCAAUGAAGAAAACCUCAACAGCAUUCUUAGAGAUCGGCGGAAAAAUGUGAUUGGUUGGUACCGUUUCCGACGAAACACGCAGCAGCAGAUGUCCUUCCGCGAACAGAUCCUCCACAAACAGCUGACUCAGCUGCUGGGCGUGCCCGACCUGGUCUUCCUGCUCUUUAGCUUCAUCUCCACGGCUAACAGUUCUACACACGCGCUGGAGUAUGUGCUCUUCCGACCCAAUCGCAGCAGGUGCAACCAGAGGAUCACCCUCAGCAUCCCCAACCUGGGCAAUACAAGCCAGCAGGAGUACAAGGUGUCGUCCGUGCCCAACACCUCGCUCAACUACGCCAAGGUCAUCAAAGAACAUGGGGCUGAGUUCUUUGACAAAGACGGCGUGAUGAAAGAUAUCCGGACAAUAUUUCAAGUCUACAGUGCACUACAAGACAAAGUACAGGCCGUGUGCGGGGAGGUGGAACAAAGUGAACGCGUGAGGGAGAAAAUUCUAGACGACGUAAACCAACUGAAACAGCAAAUAGAUCUCAGGGAACGUAAGGCGGCGGAAGAAGAGCGAAGACUCCACGAAGCCCUGAAUCCAGACUCCCGCUCCACUCCAGAGGAAAACCCGGAACCGUCGUACUCGUCUCAACUAUCUCGGAUAUCUUUCCACUCGCCCUCCGCACCGGAGCGGCCCAGCAUCUCGCCCAACCCCCCCUCUUACGCAGACCUCAUGUCCCACGAUGACUCGCUCCUCCCCUCCUCGUCCCCGCCCACCAGCGCCGCCCUGCUGCCCCGGCCUCAGGCCGUGGGCUCCCCGGGACACCCCACCCCCAGCCCGCUUAGCAUCCUGGCCAGCCUGGGCCUGGGCGCCACCUCAAGUCCAGUCGGCGCCCCCAGCCCCCCGUACCUGGGCAACGGCGACGGCUCCAGCUCGGACUCGUUAGACAGACAAGCGGCGGGUCAGGAGUUUGACGAGGAAGAGGACGGCAGCGAGUACGAGAACCUGGUGAACCCCGCCACCCUUUUAGCCCGAAGUCGCUCAUCCGCCCUGGGUCCCGACGGGGACGCUCACGGCUCACAGACCACAUAGGACCACGGGCGACGGACGCGCCUUCUCAAGCAAUCAAAGAUCGACAAAAAAAGUGCCAGUCCUGAAAGCGAAAGUCAAGUGACAUCGUUUUGUCUCCAAGGAGAGGAGGGCUCUUUUCUCCUCCGUGCUUCUUUCUGGAAAAAGGUCUCAGUACUUCAUCCAGCGCGCCGUGGAAAAGGCAGGUCCUCUCUUUGUCUCACAUCCUCAUCACGCUUGCGUCACUUUUGCACUAUUUAUUGCCUUCUUUUCAACAAGCUCUCAAAAGGGAGAGGACCAAUCAGCCUUCCGACUAAUGUUUAAAGUUGUACUUUUCCAGACGGGGGGGAAAUGAAGGAAAGAGGCUCGACGUGACUUUGACAUGCACAACUUGUCGCACUUCACUUGGAAACCUGAUUAUCUGUCUUUAUUAUGUUAGAAACCCAGCAAAAGACGAAUAGAUCUUAAAUUAAAUUACCAAGCCACUUAUCGGUGCUUUAUGUGUUUUUUUUUUAUGUUCCUUAAUCUGAUUAAAUUGGCACAAGCCUUCGGGGAGGCGAGAAAAAACAUUAAAAUUGUAUCGCACUUAACGUGAUAAAUGUCAGAUGUCCUUUAAGCGUGCGUUUUACUGAUGAGGUCACACGUGUAAAGUCUGCACACAGGGUUGAUGGAGCAAACACAAUGUACUGUAGCUUUACUAACCGCACGCUUUAAUGCUGCAGCACCGACAGCUACAACGCUAACAACAAAUCGCUAUUUAAAAAAAAAAAAAAAAGUCGAUUUGCCACUCCACGUUGCUCUUUGUUUAGUCGCUGACGGCUAAAUAACCAAGCUAGUGUGUGAAUUCUAAGUGGAUAGAUGCCGAGUGUGGAGCGACCGGAAUGAGAAUCAGCACCUCCAAGUCCGAGUCCAUGGUUCUCGCCCGGAAAAGGGUGGAGUGCCAUCUCCGGGUUGAGGAGGAGACCCUGCCCCAAGUGGAGGAGUUCAAGUACCUAGGAGUCUUGUUCACGAGUGACGGAAGAGUGGAUGGUGAGAUCGACAGGCGGAUCGGUGCGGCGUCUUCAGUAAUGCGGACGUUGUACCGAUCCGUUGUGGUGAAGAAGGAGCUGAGCCGGAAGGCAAAGCUCUCAAUUUACCGGUCGAUCUACGUUCCCAUCCUCACCUAUGGUCAUGAGCUUUGGGUCAUGACCGAAAAGAUAAGAUCACGGGUACAAGCGGCCCAAAUGAGAAUCAGCACCUCCAAGUCCGAGUCCAUGGUUCUCGCCCGGAAAAGGGUGGACUGCCAUUUCCGGGUUGGGGAGGAGACCCUGCCCCAAGUGGAGGAGUUCAAGUACCUAGGAGUCUUGUUCACGAGUGGGGGAAGAGUGGAUGGUGAGAUCGACAGGCGGAUCGGUGCGGCGUCUUCAGUAAUGCGGACGUUGUACCGAUCCGUUGUGGUGAAGAAGGAGCUGAGCCGGAAGGCAAAGCUCUCAAUUUACCGGUCGAUCUACGUUCCCAUCCUCACCUAUGGUCAUGAGCUUUGGGUCAUGACCGAAAGGCGGCCGAAAUGAGUUUGGGUCUCUCCCUUAGAGAUAGGGUGAGAAGCUCUGCCAUCCGGGAGGAACUCAAAGUAAAGCCGCUGCUCCUCCACAUGGAGAGGAGCCAGAUGAGGUGGUUCGGGCAUCUGGUCAGGAUGCCACCCGAACGCCUCCCUAGGGAGGUGUUUAGGGCACGUCCAAUCGGUAGGAGGCCACGGGGAAGACCCAGGACACGUUGGGAAGACUAUGUCUCCCGGCUGGCCUGGGAACGCCUCGGGAUCCCCCGGGAAGAGCUAGACGAAGUGGCUGGGGAGAGGGAAGUCUGGGCUUCCCUGCUUAGGCUGUUGCCCCCGCAACCCGACCUCGGAUAAGCGGAAGAUGGAUGGAUAGAUGCCAUGGUGACGCCUUUUAUUUACACUGUCUGCAGAAGCGGACUACAGUUCCUCCCAACGCGACUGUGGCUUGGCUAGUACAAACCGGAAUGGUUAAAAAAAAAAAAAAGUGAGAGUAAACCUGCCUGGCGACUGCUCCACCCUCUUAACCCUGAACUCCACUAAAAGCGAGGAGCAUUGUCGCCAUGUACGGUCGACACACUUUGACGACGAGCUCCGCUUUAGUGACGCAAACCUGUUUGUGCGCCUUUUUCGCCUCAGGGCUGUCUUGAUCAGGAACUGGCACUCUUGAAACCUUCAUAAUCAUAACAAGAGUUAACACAUGUUGUCUCUGAGGAACUGGAGUACACCGAGGGAAAGUAAUGAAUGUACAGUAGACGAGGGAGGGGGUGGUCCUCCUUUUGGGGGGUUGUUUAAGUAGUGCACCCUCCACCUGAUCAUCGAAAACCAGCAGGGUUCUGGUGCUGUGAUCCAAUGCUAUUUAGUUUUUAAACAUUAAACACUCGUGUACUCCUACUGUAUAGGCCGGCCCCCCCAAACGGGACACUUUACGACAACUCCCUGAAGCACACACCUCAAGGGACUCUUUAGGCUUUUUAUUUGGAUUUGUGCACUCGGAGGAUGACAGAAAACACGAUUGAAUGAGCACAGAGGGGAAUAUAAUAAAAGAAAGAUGUAUCUGUGGUA
This is a messenger RNA of Nerophis ophidion (straightnose pipefish), 3956 nucleotides long. It is a transcript of the gene abraxas2, whose product is annotated as abraxas 2, BRISC complex subunit. Gene Ontology annotation, cellular component: nucleus. Gene Ontology annotation, biological process: protein K63-linked deubiquitination; mitotic spindle assembly; attachment of spindle microtubules to kinetochore. NCBI's taxonomy places the organism in Eukaryota, Metazoa, Chordata, Actinopteri, Syngnathiformes, Syngnathidae. The transcript has 9 exons. The record is from RefSeq and is a predicted model, not a curated record. Gene Ontology annotation, molecular function: polyubiquitin modification-dependent protein binding; microtubule binding. The coding region runs from base 86 to 1384 and encodes 432 amino acids.